Haemonchus placei is the source of this 411-nucleotide messenger RNA. The record is from the annotation of a GenBank genome assembly. Lineage: Eukaryota; Metazoa; Nematoda; Chromadorea; Rhabditida; Trichostrongylidae.
AUGGGUAACGAGCAAAGUUCGAGUGGAACUUCCCCUCAAGCUUCUACGAAUUCGACAUUUUCAUUUUUAUCAGGAAAAGGGAAUUCGAAAAAAUCCAAAGGUAUCGUCGUGGUAAGCGGAGGUAACGCUAAGGUUGAAACGCUAGAUGAUGACGAGGUAUACAAACGAUUCAAGGAGAUUCCUCGUUUUUUGCCGAUUCUUCGUCAUGCUAUUGGUAAGAAAGAUAUUCCUCAGAGUGAAAUUCCGCAUAAAGUUAACAGCCGGCCGCUAUUUCGGAUGGCGACACGUUUCCAACAACAUUUAAAGAUUUGUGCUACUACAAUAGCAGCAGAUCAAAGUCAUAUAAAUCAGCUUGUAAAAUCGGUCAGUAUUUUAAUUAUCGCGUCAUUUGAAGGAAUUUUAUGCCAGUAA